AUGUUCGCAUCUGUUCGUUUACUUGCCGUGAUGUUGGCGUCCACGAGUUUUGUUGCCACAACUCCCGUACAAAUCUCAGCUCGUUCGAGCGUGACGACUUUGGCUAACAACUUCACCCUCGCUGCCUUGAACAAUACUCUUCCGAACGCGAAUUCCACGGGUGCACCUCUUGUAUUGGGAUCUGCCGGCGCAAUUGACGGAGAGUCUUUCCAUGUCAGCUCAACAUACGCCUCUUACCCGUAUAAUGAUUUUCCCUCUCUUGGCCUCGUGGGUGGCGAGCUUCGCGCCUUCUACCCCGAUGGUACAUGGGAGACAAAUGCCAGUGCCCCACUUUCCGGUGGUUCAUUAGAUUGGGGCACUAGCAGCUUCUAUAGCACACCUGCUUCGACGGCUUUCUCCGCUGUGUCCGAUGGAGCUUUCCCCAUCCUUGCGGUCAAUGAGAUUGCGGACUUGUGGUAUCUGUGCCCUAGUGAUGCGCCUCGUGUCCCACAAACCUCGUUAUACUUUAACGCCACAACCAUUCCCUCACAGUCCGGAGUUUCGGGUGCCAGUCCUAUUGUAUGCUACUCGGUGACGCUCAACAUGGUGCCGGUGUAA
Lentinula edodes (shiitake mushroom) is the source of this 597-nucleotide messenger RNA. RefSeq lists its product as uncharacterized. The record is from RefSeq and is a predicted model, not a curated record. Bases 1 to 597 code for a protein of 198 amino acids. The transcript is spliced from 3 exons. NCBI's taxonomy places the organism in Eukaryota, Fungi, Basidiomycota, Agaricomycetes, Agaricales, Omphalotaceae.